AUGCGAAUUAAUUCGGCCGCAACGGUGCGAUGCUAUCUUAGUGAAGCAAGCGAGAAAACAGUGUUGCAAUUACUUAAGAAGCAGCUUUGUUGUCAAAAGCAUGUGACUUCCGACGAUGUGCGAUCAGUAGUGCGUGCCGUGGCCAGUCAAGGUGGCACUGUUACGCUUCCACUUGACUUUCCUUCCUCGCGAUGGGUGCUUGAGUUUAAGCGAAUACAUGGCUUCAUGCAGCUCAGUAAUUUUGCGUUGAAUGUUGUAUCUAGUGGUGGAAACCUCAGUCAUAAAACCAAGGCGACAAUCGAAGCUGAGCGCCCAGCACGACAAAAUAUGGCGCUUGUAUCGAGUCAUAAAUCUCGCACAACCACAAGCAUUUUAAAUUUAAGCAGAAUGUCUAAUAAUGCAAAUGAAAAGCAUGACAGAAUUUCGCAAGCAGAUAUGGUGCAGACUACGGACAACGAUUUAAGAAGUGGCAACUUGAGUGACGAUGAGAAGGAGAUGAGAAAGAGCGAAGAAUGUGUUGGAGCACGAACGUCGGAAUCGACUCGCAUGGUUAUGUAUUCCAUGAUCUUCCCAGAAUGUCGUGUUUCGUUCGAUGGCUAUUUGAAGCGUCAGGUAAAGUUACGACACAGUUUUGGUCAGCGUCAUCAACAUCAUCUACAACAACAGCAGCGUCGUGCCAUGCUCGUAGAAGACCGUCGUCGAGCGACGACAUGGUCGAUACCUGUCAGUCAACUGAAAGCGACACACGAGGUAAUGCAGUCUGAAGGAAGUAGCGGGAAAGAACCCCGAACGGCAAUGGGUCAAAGGAGCUGUCAGAGCAGGAGCAAUGAAGUGGGGUCCGGCCUUGGACCUAGUAUCAGCUUGAUGACGCCUCACAUUCAACACAGUGAAAAUAGUUACGAUAGUAAUGGUGACAGGAUACACGACAUGGUGCCAUCUACAACAUUAAUAAACGACAAUCGCGGUUACAAGCUGAGUCACACGGUGCCGGCCGUAACGUGGGAGAAAGCCAUCGCUGCUGUUGAGCAACAAGGAAUGAGCCUGCGAGCAGCUGCCAAGUUGUUUGGCGUGCAUUUUGCGGCUUUACAUCGACGAGUAAAGAAGCGGGCCCAGAGUGGAAAGGACAAAGGUACAAACGGGUAUUUUCACCCGAGUGAUGAAGCAGGAAUUAUGCGAGUUGUGGUAGCUCGGGCAGAGUUGGGUGUCUUGAUGACGUUUGCUGAAUUAAUGCGAUUGGUGGAGGCUGCCGCACUACGCAAGCUACCUGAUCUCUCGAUCGAAGGGGCUCGAAACCUUUUGACGAGGUUCCAGUCGCGUAAUGCAGAUUCGAUUCGACACAUUAUCGACGACUGGCCUCUGCCACGGCUUGCAUCAUCCGCCAUAGGGGAUGACCAGAUUCAACCGUACACUAGUCAUCCAGGCUUUGAUUUUGGAUCGGCGCCUACACGUUCGGCAGAGAGUACAGUGAGUUCUAACACACUGGUUGCACCUGCAGUCUAUGGCAACAGUGGAAAUGAUCCAGGACUUUCUGAAGUGCGACUUAUUGAUACGAUGAGGAAUAUGGGUCUCGGAACAAUUGCACUAGCUACUUCCUUAAGUCGUUUGGCGUAA
Molecule: messenger RNA, 1611 nt
Organism: Plasmopara halstedii
Lineage: Eukaryota; Oomycota; Peronosporomycetes; Peronosporales; Peronosporaceae
Exons: 1
Coding region: 1-1611 (536 amino acids)
Molecular function (GO): DNA binding
Source: RefSeq, a predicted model, not a curated record